AUGGACAGACCAGUUACAAACCCGAAAAAAGAUAGUACAACCGAAAACAGUUCUACUCAGUAUGCUAUUGUAAGUCGAGAGCCAAAACGAGAAAGCCUGGUGUCCAAAAGCAGCAGAAGAAAAUUAACUCCUUCUAAAACUCUUAUGUUAGACGUUCUGAGGUCAAGAGGAUUGUACCUUAGAAACAUCAAUGGGUUGCAAAAUAAUAUCCCAAAAUAUAUUACAACUUUUGAUGAAAAGUAUAUUCGUCGUUGUCUGGAAUCCAUACACAACUGUGCAUUUAAAAGAUCCGCAGAAGGGAACCUUACCUCAAGGGUGGAUAUUUCACCCAAUAAUAUGGGUUCGAAUAAUAUGGCUCGAGUUGAUAUUAAGUAUCCGUUGCUCGGUAAAACUGAGGUAGUUAUGAGCUCGUUCUGUGACUGGACUGCUGCUACUUUAUUCGGUAGCCAGGCCAUGAUAAACAUUUUGAGGAGCACAUUACUUCAAAAAUCAGGUUUCUUGGAUUUUGAAUCAAGUAUCAGAAAGUCAUAUUUACUUUACAUGGAUCAACGGAUAGACUCUGAUUUUACAGACUCCAAGCAAGAGCUGUACAGUAACUCAUUUAUACAAAAGGAGUUAAAACAAGUUCUUGAUCGUAAAUAUUUAUCCGAACCUGUGCAUAAAAGAGAUGCUUCUACAUCAAGUACCUCGAGUUUUUCUGAUCAGUCAUCAUCUUCUAGUUAUGGCGAAUCAUUUCAGGGUAUGCUGCAAAGCACAUGGAAAGAUGGGGUAAUACGCCAUGUUUUUUCCGUGGAUGAUAAAAAAGAGGUGUACAUGGCAAAAUUGUCAAUGCUCGAGUCUUUGGGUGGUAAGAAGGGUCUGGAUUGCAUUUACACUUUCUACUCGGCCAGCAAUGGCAAGAAAGAAUGUAAUACACAUGAGCAUGAGUCUGAAAGUAUUGCCAAGAUGUUUGUGUCUACUUCAAUCAAUUCGAAUUCUAACAACUUCGAAAUCAGAGAAAUUCAGUUUAUUUUAUCAGUUUCAAGUGAUAAUCUGACAGGGGAGAUGCAAAAGUCGAAUUAUUCCCUCAAAAAGAAUAAGAAACUGACCGAAAAAGUUGUGGAUGUUUUCAAGUUUGCUCACUCUCACAAGCUGAGAUCGAAUUCCAAAAUAGGCAUAUCAAGUAGUACUCUUGAAGAGGCUCAUUUGGGUCCAUAUGAAUACAUGCAUGACAAUCAUCAUAGUUUAUCACCAAAUCUUGAGCUUGCUGCCAUUGUAGUGAAAGAGGUUUGCAAAAUUUCGAACGAGGCUGGACUUGGAGGAUGGGGAAUGAAGUUUCUCAAAAAAAUACCAUCUCUGGAGAACUUGUCGAGUUCAGUUUCCACUCGAGAUAAUGAGAAGUGCUCAACUAGCAUAAAUGUUGUUAUUCCUGUGGGAUUUCAUGGUGGACCAAGAACAGGAGGCAGUGGCCCAUCGGGCCUUGUUGAGAGGUGGAUGUCCGGUGGGCGGUGUGACUGUGGGGGAUGGGAUGUUGGUUGCCCAAUAACAGUUCUCCGAUCCAUGUCAAAUGGCACAGAUUUUUCAUUCCAAGUGGAUGAUUGUGGGGAAUGCAAAUCAGUUGAUCUUUUUAUGCAGGGUUCGAAACAAAAUGCACCGAUCAUGAAGCUGGUGAAUUUUCUUGAUGGCUUGUAUUAUGUCCAUUUCCAACCAACUCUGUCGAGCUUACAGUCCUUUGCCAUUGCAACUGCAAUUAUACAUUCGCGUAGUCCUGCUUUCCGAUCCCAAGUGUACAAGAAAUGA
Striga hermonthica is the source of this 1779-nucleotide messenger RNA. The record is from the annotation of a GenBank genome assembly. NCBI's taxonomy places the organism in Eukaryota, Viridiplantae, Streptophyta, Magnoliopsida, Lamiales, Orobanchaceae.